AUGAGAUUAUCCGGAUUACAGAGAGAUGUGCUGUCGCUUUAUCGGCAAUGUCUGCGGGUGUGCAGGACGAAGGGUGAGGCGCGGAUACACUUUGAGAAGUAUGCGAGGGAUGAGUUCAACAAGACCAUAGGCCUCGACAAGAAGGAUUUCAGUGCUAUUGAGUAUCUGAUGCGCAAGGGGCAAAGACAGCUCGAGAUGUACUCUUCUCCUAGGAUCAAAGAUAUACGAUGA
Messenger RNA from Drepanopeziza brunnea f. sp. 'multigermtubi' MB_m1, 231 nucleotides. RefSeq lists its product as uncharacterized. Lineage: Eukaryota; Fungi; Ascomycota; Leotiomycetes; Helotiales; Drepanopezizaceae. Gene Ontology annotation, cellular component: mitochondrion. The record is from RefSeq and is a predicted model, not a curated record. Gene Ontology annotation, biological process: mitochondrial respiratory chain complex II assembly.